Molecule: messenger RNA, 1157 nt
Organism: Morus notabilis
Lineage: Eukaryota; Viridiplantae; Streptophyta; Magnoliopsida; Rosales; Moraceae
Exons: 4
Coding region: 183-1157 (324 amino acids)
Cellular component (GO): mitochondrion
Source: RefSeq, a predicted model, not a curated record
CAAGAAAACAACGUGCCUUCAUAACAGCGAAAUAGCCAAUCUUAAUUUGAGUUUAAAUAGAAAGUUCUCGUCUUUCAAGUAGGCAGCACUCAGAAAGAUCUCCAUCACUUUGAGUAUCGUUUCCUUCUUGCCUCGGAAAUCGUGACCAUUGUUUGGGCUCAUCAUCUACCCUAAAUUUGGUUAUGGAGCGGUGGAGUGGAGUUUUGAGGGUCCCAUUACACGCUAAUAGCAGAGCUUGUUAUCAGGUUGCUGCAUCUCUUUGCCUUUCACCAACUAUAUAUAUAUAUAUUAUAUUGUAUAAUGUGCCUUCUGCAAAUGCCAUCUUUUUCAGUGGGGAUAGAGUUGCUGGGACUGGGAAUCCAGUGAUCGAGAGGCUAUCUGACUUACAAAACAUUGCUCAAAUUCUGGUUUCGAAAAUUGGUGGUUCUGUCAAUGCUUGGGUUGUUGAGGCUUCUGUGUUUAAUGGACCUUUUGCCGUAUACAAGGACUUCAUACCAUCGGUGAAUCAUUGGGGAGAGCCAAAAUCAUAUAACCCAACUGGAUUCCCUGCUUCUGGAUCAGUCGUCUCACUCUUGUCAGAUUGCCUUAAAGAGGUAAGUAGUGUCCUUUCACAGAGACACAAAGAAUCAAGCCAAGUCAGCAUUUCUGAGAGGCAAUUGAAUCAGCCAAAAACAUUCAUCUUCGGAUUCAGCAAGGGUGGAACUGUCGUUAACCAGCUGGUUACAGAGCUCGGCUUCUUAGACUUGAGAACUUCUGAAGAUCCACCACAGUUGGAAGAACAUCCCCGGAUCAUACCAAGGACAAAAGAGAGCCUCUUAAACAGCAUUGUGGAGAUACACUAUGUGGAUGUUGGACUGAAUUCUAUUGGUGCAUACAUUACCGACGGCGAUGUGGUUGAGAGAAUCUCCAGACGCCUCGCGCAAGGAGAAGGAGAUGGAAGAAUCCGUUUUGUACUUCAUGGAACUCCCAGGCAGUGGGGUGACAACAGAAGAUCUUGGAUACGCAACGAAAAAGACGAGUUGCUUCGUCUACUUCAGUCUGGAACGCAGAGGAGUGGGGGGAAAUUGCAGGUUUCAGAGAGAGAUUAUUUCGUUGAUGAUAGGCCACCUAAUUUGCAGAUGCAUUUUGAAAUAAUUGAAAAGUUGGAUGUAAGUUAA